CCUAACCUUCCAAAUGUGUUCCUCUUUGGUGGCUAGGGGAAACGAGGGUCAGGAUGGAUCAGCACCUGCGACCGCUUCGGCACCUGAAACAACGUCGAUGGCUCGGCCAAUGACGAUGUCGAGACCUGUGCUCAAGCGAGGGACACCAACUAUUACGAUACAGACGCGAAAGGAAAGGAAGAUCUCGCAAUCGCAACCAACGCUAGGGGAGAGUUCAAAGGGACCUCAGGAGAAGGAACCUAUUAUGAUAGAGGAAGGGGAUGAUGAGGAGGAGGAUGAAAGAUUGCGUGCAGAGGAUGAACUGCUAACAAAGCAGAGAGCUAUGGAGAGGGAUUCGGAAACGGGGAAGGCUAAGGUCGAGGAAGAGGAACCUCGCAAGAAGAAGAAUGUAUACACAAUCCCGGUGGAAAAAAUGAUUGAUUUUGAACAACUUGUGGAUCGCAUUCUGGAAAGUCAACGCGACUUGGUUACCCUGAAGGAGAUCCUUGCUGUUUCGUCAAAGCUUCUCGAGGAAUUUAAGCAGCGCAUGAGUCGAAAGAAAGUCAUGACAUUUAAGCUAAGUGAGAUCAUUCCUCCGGAAGAAAAGGAGGUGUAUUAUAAGGAAGACUGUGAGUGGAUCAGAACGUUGAAGGAGAAGGGUGAGAAAGGGCCGUGUCGGCUGACAGAUGGCAGGGUCAAGGAGAUGAUCAUCGGAGAGUAUGACCUCCUCACUAAGGAGGAAACCCAAUUUUUUAUCGACGUUAUGAAGAAGAUUCAUCUAGCUUAUGUCUUUGAUGAUGAUGAGCGUGGAAGGUUGGACAUCGAUAUGAUUCCGAUGACCCGGAUCCAUACGGUGCCGCAUCAGCCAUGGAAUGUGAAGGGUCUACAAUAUCCUAAUCCGGAUGAUCACCGGAAGGUGGUUAAUUAUCUUGAUGGUAAGGUUUGGACCAAAGUGGUUGACUAUUCAUACGGGUCAUAUGCAUCUCCUUGGUUCUACUUUAUCAAGCAGAACGGUAUUUUGCGAUGGGUUCAGGACCUGCAGAAGUUGAAUUCUGUGACAGUCCGAGAUGCAGGCGGACUUCCAAACGCCGACCAACUCUCGGAAUCUUGUGCAGGCAGGCCCAUCAUCACCCUGAUUGAUUUGUAUUCAAGGUACGAUCAGUAUCCGCUGUACACAACGGAUCGACCUAUGACGGCGAUGCAUACGCCUCGGGGACUGCUUCAUAUGUGCGCGGCUCCACAGGGUUGGACAAAUGUCGUGACAAUUGUGCAGAGAUAUAUGAUGAGAGUCAUGCAGCCGCUUUGUCCGGACGUGACCUCUCCAUAUAUCGAUGAUUUGGCCAUCCGAGUACCUCGAGUCAAGGAUGAGACUGAAGUGUUACCUGGCGUUCGAAAGUUCGUGUGGAAACACGUCAGAAAUGUGGAAAAGGUUAUGAGAAAACUGAAGGAAUAUAACCUCACUGCUAGUGGGGUUAAAUCAACGCAUGGUCGUCCUUUCAUCAUCGAGAGUGGUGCAGGCCCUACCACUUUGGGAGGAGUCUUGAUUCAAAAGGAUGGGGAAGGACGAGAGCGACCAUUGGGAUUCGAAAAUAGAACUCUGAAUAUUGCUGAGCGGAACUACUCCCAGUUCAAGAAGGAAACUCUCGCUGUGCUUCAGUGUCUGCGUAUUUUCAGGAAUCAUGUAUUUGGCAGGCGGUUCAUUCUACGAGUCGAUCCUACGGCUCUAGCUCAAUUGUUGAAGAACUAUUCUCCUUCCGAUCCAACCAUUUCUCGAUGGCUGACAUACAUUUGGAUGUUCAAUUUUGAAAUUGAACGUAUUUCAGACACUCAGAAUCUCGCAGAUGGGUUGAGUCGCGUUGAUUGGGACUCGUCGACGGAUGAGGCGAAGGAUUCAAUCCAUGUGGAUGGGUUCUUGGAGGUAGAAGAGUCGCAAUUAAGUAUCAACGCGUAUACUUACUUAGCGGAUGCAGUUGCUCGACAUGGGAAAACUAUUUGGAAUGCUCCUAGCUUUCAUCAUGUGCGGCCUGAGCUAGUGAUGGGAGAACCAUUCAUUGAGGAGGAUCCAUGGGGUGAAAGGACAUCAGAGCAAAUGAUGAGCUUGGCUUUAUCUGAUGAAGUCGAGUUUAUCAAAGAACCGCUGACGAUUGAGUAUGGGCACGAGCAAGCCGAUAAGACUUUCAAGAUCAUUGGGGAAAUGUCAUUCCUUGUAGAUUCUCUAAUUCACGAGGACCGCCUGAUGAAUGAAGAAGCAGAAGGCAGUCAGAUUAGGGAAGCUUUUAGGGAAUGAGAGUAUGAUGAGGAGUAUAGAUUGAUGGGCAUGUGGUUCAAUGGUGAGUUGAAGGAGGAUGAGAUCGAUUCUUUGCAUGGGGUCG
Chara braunii is the source of this 2351-nucleotide messenger RNA. Lineage: Eukaryota; Viridiplantae; Streptophyta; Charophyceae; Charales; Characeae. The record is from the annotation of a GenBank genome assembly.